Messenger RNA from Penicillium atrosanguineum, 630 nucleotides. RefSeq names its product zinc finger CCCH domain-containing RNA-binding protein. The record is from RefSeq and is a predicted model, not a curated record. Gene Ontology annotation, biological process: mRNA splicing, via spliceosome. Gene Ontology annotation, cellular component: spliceosomal complex; U2AF complex. NCBI's taxonomy places the organism in Eukaryota, Fungi, Ascomycota, Eurotiomycetes, Eurotiales, Aspergillaceae. Gene Ontology annotation, molecular function: pre-mRNA 3'-splice site binding; metal ion binding. The coding region runs from base 1 to 630 and encodes 209 amino acids. The transcript has 2 exons.
AUGGCCAACUACCUCGCUUCCAUCUUCGGUACCGAGCAGGACAAGGUCAACUGCUCCUUCUACUACAAGAUCGGCGCAUGCCGACACGGCGACCGCUGCUCCCGAAAGCACGUCAAGCCUUCCUACUCCCAGACCGUUCUCAUGCCCAACAUGUAUCAAAACCCAGCCUACGACCCCAAGAGCAAGAUGAACCCCAGCCAGCUGCAAAACCACUUCGACGCUUUCUACGAAGACGUAUGGUGCGAGCUGUGCCAGUAUGGCGAGCUCGAAGAGCUAGUCAUCUGCGACAACAACAAUGAUCACUUGAUCGGCAACGUGUACGCGCGAUUCAAAUACGAAGAAGACGCCCAGACAGCAUGCGACACACUCAACUCCCGCUGGUACGCCGCGCGACCCAUAUACUGUGAACUAUCGCCCGUGACAGAUUUCCGAGAAGCGUGUUGUCGACUGAAUAGCGGCGAGGGGUGUGUGCGAGGCGGGUUCUGCAACUUCAUUCAUCGCAAGAAUCCCUCGGCGGAGCUGGAUCGGGAGAUACGGUUGAGCACGAAGAAGUGGUUGAAGGAGCGUGGUCGGGAUGCGCGCAGUGUUAGCCGCAGCCCCAGUCCUGAGCCGACUCGGCGGAGGUUUUAG